AUGAAGUGUCUCGCAACCGUCACCGCGCUCGCCUGGGCGGCCGCCGCAGCCCCGUCCCUCAACGCGCGCUCCCCUGCCCUGGGCGACUCGAUGAAGCCUGGCAUGACCGUCGUCUCCGACGGCCAGGGCCAUACGAAGCGAGCCCCAGCUCCACGCAUGGGAGACUCCCUGGACCCUGGAGUGACCGUCAUCUCCCACGGCGCUGCCCCGGCCAGCGGUGCCGGCAAGGAGCAGAAGCGAGCCACCGUCGAAAACGACUGCAGCAGCGGCGGCAAGCAGCAAUUCGUCGACCAGUCCCUCGCCGACUGUGUCGCCCGCGCUCGCGCCGGCCAGAAGGCGGCUCAGGACACAAACUCCCAGAUGAUGAUGACCUUUUUCAAGACCGACUCGCCGGAUGUCCGCAAGACAGUCGCAGGGAACUUCGUCAAGAUGGCCAAGGAGUGCCAGGCCCGGUUCGCCAGCAGCAACACGACCGUCACCUGCGCCCCGAGUCGGAACCAGUGCGGGCCGGGGACCGUUGCCGUCACCACGUCGUUUGGACCGCCCGACCAGGUGGACUCGGGUCGCCCCAAGCCCAAGAUCAGCCUCUGCGAUAUGUUCUUCAAGCUGAACCCGGAGAGCGCGGGCACUGGCAAUGCGGGCACUGGCAACAGGGGCGAUGGCAACCCGGGUGAUGACGACGCCAACUCCGGUGUCUUCGGCCGUCAAGCCGGCUCCCAGCCGGCCUGCGGCUCCCUCGACUCCCCCGGCGUCAUGCUGCACGAGAUGAGCCAUGCCGUCAUCGGGACGACGGACAUGAAAAAGACAAAUGGCCAGGGCUCUUACGGCCUGCAGGAUGUCCAGAACCUCUCAGCCGACCAGAAUCUCGAGCACGCCGAUACCUAUGCCCUCUUCGCCCACGCCGCCGCCCUCAACUGCUCCACGGACGACCUGAGAUCCGGAAGGGCCCCGGAGGCCGGCGUCCCCGCCGGUCUGUAUGGCAACAAGGUCAAUUCGACCGAGACACAGCCUGGUUCGGCUGCUCCUGAGCAGGGCACCGGAGUCUCCGGCGGCCAGCGCCCUCAGCGAACGACCACCGCUCCGCCGCAAAAGACUCGCGUUCGCGUCCCCACGCAAGGAACAAAGGGCCCGGGACCUCGCAUUCCCCAGCAGCAGCCGCCCCAGGCCCCCCGCCCUGAGACCCGGCCUCCUGCGGAGGGUCCUGCAGAGGACCCUGUGGAGGAGGGCACCGGUUUCCAGCCAGAGACCCAGCAAACCAAGCAGAACGAGCGUUGGAACCUGCCACCAAGCCCGUCCUGGAACAGGGCAUGA
Messenger RNA from Hirsutella rhossiliensis, 1311 nucleotides. Its product is annotated as lysine-specific metallo-endopeptidase domain-containing protein. The transcript has a single exon. Gene Ontology annotation, biological process: proteolysis. Bases 1 to 1311 code for a protein of 436 amino acids. The record is from RefSeq and is a predicted model, not a curated record. Gene Ontology annotation, molecular function: metalloendopeptidase activity. Lineage: Eukaryota; Fungi; Ascomycota; Sordariomycetes; Hypocreales; Ophiocordycipitaceae.